AUGGGCUUCGUGGCGUCCCACAACGCGCUGACCUUAGCCUUCGAGGCGGCGCUCCAGGUCGUCGCGCCGGCGGCGUCCGUGCCCUACUGGGACUACACGGAGGACCACCAUCUGGCGAACGAGGCCGAGGACCGCCUGGCGACGUUGUGGUCCCUCGACGUCUGGGGCGACGACUUCUUCGGCACGGCCUCGGGCAAGUACCGCACGGUGGAGACGGGCCGCUUCGCCUACGCGCCCAUCGCCAAGGCGGCCGCGGGCGCGCGCGUCAAGUCGCCCUACGGCUACCUCCGGAGCCCGUGGAACGUGAACAAGGACCCCUUCCUCCUGCGGGCCCACAGCUUCUGCGGCGCGUCCUACGGCUGGCUCGAGGGGAGCCUCACGACGGAGGCGUCGCCCAUCGACACGGCCUGGCCGUCCUGCAAGGUCCACCACGAGCUCACGUUCGCCGUCGACUCCUUGUACGAGUGGGUCUGGGCCGCCGCGUACGCGCCCCACGGGCCCGUCCACUUCAUGAUCGGCGGCUACACGCACUGCGGCGACAUGGCCAUGGCCGCGCUCCACGGGAAUUCGUCCAGCGACGACCUCGAGGCGUCGAACGUCGCCAAAAUCUUGGGCUCCGUGAAGCAGCGGACCGUCGCGUUCCCGAAGACGAUGUGGCGCUACGGUCUGGUGGAGUACCCCCAGGCCUGCUCCGACGACACGCCCCAGGCCCUGUGCCACAUGAUCUGCGACGACCCCGUGUCGCUGGGCAGCUUCCGGAAGUUCGCCUUGACGGGCGACAUGGGCGAGAACCUGUUCGGCGCGUGGGUGGCGCGGCUGCCCGUGGACCUCUGGGGCCAGUUCCUCGAGCUCAUCUGCACGACGCCCUUCACGCCGGGCGAGCAGAUGGGCGCGAACUCGCCCGUGGACCCCUCCUUCUGGCCCAUCCACCCGACGCUCGACCGGCUGCUCCAGUACAAGCGCAUCGUCAAGCCCUUCUCGAGCCCGGGCUGGGAGGCGCCCGACGGGCCCACGAAGUACUGCAUCACGGACUACGACGGCAUCGGCGCGUCGGACUGCAAGGGCCACCACCCCUGGGACGUCGCGCCCUGGGCCGUCGCCGUCGACGGCGACCCGGCGUUCGUCACGAACGGCGAGCUCCACGCCAUGGGCGACCCGCGGGCCUACGCGCUCCCCUACGUCUACGACGAUUUUACCUGGCCCCACUGCGACGCCGAGGGCCACGUCUUCCCGCCGCCGUCGGGCGCGCCAACGCCCGGCGCCGACGCCGCGGCGCACAAGCACGCGGCGCCCGAGGAACGGGAUCCCGACGACCGCGGGCCGCCCGGCCACGACGACGACCACGGCGAGAAGCCCCAGGAGAUGGGGUCCUCGCGGCCGGGGGAGGCGGGGUCAGGCAUCAGAGACCCAGAGACUAGAGACCUGGGCAUCGAGCAUCAGACCUGGGUUUCAGACUAA
Molecule: messenger RNA, 1458 nt
Organism: Aureococcus anophagefferens
Lineage: Eukaryota; Pelagophyceae; Pelagomonadales; Pelagomonadaceae
Exons: 2
Coding region: 1-1458 (485 amino acids)
Molecular function (GO): oxidoreductase activity
Source: RefSeq, a predicted model, not a curated record